AUGUCCGACAUCCGCUAUACGGCCGCCACGCAGCUGGAGCAUCUCCAUAGCCGCUACACCGGCACCAUCAACGCCGACACCGAGAAGUACGAGUGGAUCACGCACCAGCACCGUGACACGAGCGCCUCGAUCGUGGGCCACCCGCCGCUGCACUCGUACCUGGCCGUGGCCGACGGUGAGACCAAGGCCAGGGUCAAGUUUGAGCUCACCGAGCGCAUGCUGCAGCCCUGCGGUCCACCCCCGCACAAGAGCGACGACUGA
Messenger RNA from Pseudozyma flocculosa PF-1, 261 nucleotides. RefSeq lists its product as uncharacterized. Gene Ontology annotation, cellular component: U2 snRNP; precatalytic spliceosome. The coding region runs from base 1 to 261 and encodes 86 amino acids. Lineage: Eukaryota; Fungi; Basidiomycota; Ustilaginomycetes; Ustilaginales; Ustilaginaceae. Gene Ontology annotation, biological process: mRNA splicing, via spliceosome. The record is from RefSeq and is a predicted model, not a curated record. The transcript is spliced from 2 exons.